UGGCCAAGAAACGGAAGGAGACCAUGAGCAGCACCCGGCAGGAGAUGACUGUGAUGGUGAACUCAAUGGACAAGAGCUAUGCCGAGCAAGGCACAAACUGCGAUGAAGCUUUCUCAUUCAUGGACACGCACAAUCUAAAUGGGAGAUCUGUGUCUUCACCAUCAUCCUUUACAAUGAAAACAAAUACACUGAGCACGUCGGUGCCUAAUUCCUAUUACCCAGACCCAUUUGUGCCAACUGCAAUUUUAGUGCCAAUAAAUGAUGAAACCCACACUAUGGCAAGUGACACCAGCAGCCUCGUGCAGUCCCAUACCUACAAAAAGCGUGAGCCGGCCGACGUGCCAUACCAGACUGGGCAGCUGCACCCCGCCAUCCGCGUGGCAGACCUCCUUCAACACAUCACACAGAUGAAGUGUGCUGAGGGCUACGGCUUCAAGGAGGAGUAUGAGAGCUUCUUUGAAGGGCAAUCUGCACCAUGGGACUCAGCUAAGAAAGAUGAGAACAGAAUGAAGAACAGAUAUGGGAAUAUCAUUGCAUAUGAUCAUUCCCGGGUGAGGCUACAGACAAUAGAAGGCGACACUAACUCAGACUAUAUCAAUGGAAAUUAUAUUGAUGGUUAUCAUCGACCCAAUCAUUAUAUUGCUACCCAAGGGCCUAUGCAGGAGACCAUCUAUGACUUCUGGAGGAUGGUUUGGCAUGAAAACACUGCAAGCAUCAUCAUGGUGACCAACCUUGUGGAAGUGGGAAGGGUCAAAUGCUGCAAAUACUGGCCAGAUGACACAGAGAUCUAUAAAGACAUUAAAGUCACCCUAAUAGAAACAGAACUACUGGCAGAAUAUGUGAUAAGAACAUUUGCUGUUGAAAAGGGAGGGGCCGGAAGUGAAGCAAACUGCAGUCCAUCCAGAGAAGUGUCACAGAGAGGCGUUCAUGAAAUCCGAGAGAUCAGACAGUUUCACUUCACUGGCUGGCCGGAUCAUGGGGUCCCCUACCAUGCCACCGGCCUGCUGGGAUUUGUGCGGCAGGUCAAAUCCAAGAGCCCACCCAAUGCAGGCCCAUUGGUUGUACACUGUAGUGCUGGUGCAGGGAGGACUGGCUGUUUCAUCGUCAUCGAUAUCAUGUUGGACAUGGCCGAAAGAGAAGGGGUGGUAGACAUUUACAACUGUGUCAGGGAGCUGCGGUCACGGAGAGUGAACAUGGUACAAACAGAGGAACAAUACGUAUUUAUCCAUGAUGCCAUCCUGGAAGCCUGCCUUUGUGGAGAUACCUCUGUUCCUGCUUCCCAAGUUAGGUCCCUGUAUUAUGACAUGAACAAACUAGAUCCACAGACAAAUUCAAGCCAGAUUAAAGAGGAAUUCCGGACCCUAAAUAUGGUGACGCCGACGCUGCGCGUGGAAGACUGCAGCAUCGCGCUUUUGCCCCGGAACCAUGAGAAGAACCGGUGCAUGGACAUCCUGCCCCCAGACCGCUGCCUGCCCUUCCUCAUCACCAUCGACGGGGAGAGCAGCAACUACAUCAAUGCCGCCCUGAUGGAUAGCUAUAAACAGCCUUCAGCUUUUAUAGUCACCCAGCAUCCUUUGCCAAACACAGUCAAAGAUUUCUGGAGACUGGUCCUGGAUUAUCACUGCACAUCUGUAGUUAUGCUAAAUGAUGUGGAUCCUGCCCAGUUGUGUCCACAGUACUGGCCAGAAAACGGAGUACACAGACAUGGCCCCAUCCAGGUGGAGUUUGUUUCUGCUGAUCUAGAAGAGGAUAUCAUCAGCAGGAUAUUCCGUAUUUAUAACGCAGCCAGACCCCAAGACGGAUAUCGGAUGGUGCAGCAAUUCCAGUUCCUAGGCUGGCCGAUGUACAGGGACACCCCAGUGUCCAAGCGCUCCUUCCUGAAGCUCAUUCGCCAGGUGGACAAAUGGCAGGAGGAGUACAACGGCGGGGAAGGCCGCACUGUCGUGCAUUGUCUGAACGGGGGAGGCCGCAGUGGGACGUUCUGUGCCAUCAGCAUCGUCUGCGAGAUGCUCCGGCACCAGAGAACCGUGGACGUCUUCCAUGCUGUGAAGACACUGAGGAACAACAAGCCAAACAUGGUGGACCUCCUGGAUCAGUACAAGUUCUGCUACGAGGUGGCCCUGGAAUACUUGAACUCUGGCUGACGGCAUACAUGGCUCCGCAGACAUGCCCCUGCCUACCACAAAGCCGAGGCACUCCGUGAUAGGUGCGUAAAAGAGGAGAAGACUUCUCGAUAUGCUUAUUUUGCUUCGCGUAAUUGGCUCUUUGUAAGAGCCUACGAAAAUGUUUAUAAACUGCUUGCCCUGCCCAAUUCCCAGCAAUGCUGCCGCUGACAGACAUGCCCUCAGCCUCCAGCCGUCAAACACCGCACCCUCAUCACGGCUUGCAGCGCAGGCAUCUGGCCAAGAAGAGCACAAUUAUAUUCUUAUGAAGGAAUUUGUACCUUUGGGGUAUUAUUUUGUGGCCCGUGAUCCUUUGUUAUUGUUACAGCUGAGUGUCUGUUUGUGUUCUGUGGAGAAUGCUACCUGGCAUUAUAAUAUAUUAUUUUAGGUAAUAUUUGUAUUUUAACAUGUUGCAUAAUAUAUGCUUAUAUAGCUUUCCAGGACUAACAGAUAAAUGUGUAAUGAACAAAGAUAUGUUGUACGAGUUGUCGUUUCUAUCAGAUUUGUAUUGUUUCCAAGGGAAAGGCUUGGGAGGGCUUAACUGAAAAACGCAAAACCCUUCGAUCAGAUUCACAGAUCCAAAGCUUUCCCAUUUGUUUAUAUUGUAAAUAUUUUUGAUUUCAUCAAAUUAUUUAUUCAUUAAAAGAAAUUUUUGUGAAGCA
Carlito syrichta (Philippine tarsier) is the source of this 2824-nucleotide messenger RNA. Its product is annotated as receptor-type tyrosine-protein phosphatase mu. Gene Ontology annotation, molecular function: protein tyrosine phosphatase activity. The transcript has 20 exons. Gene Ontology annotation, biological process: protein dephosphorylation. The coding region runs from base 24 to 2144 and encodes 706 amino acids. The record is from RefSeq and is a predicted model, not a curated record. Lineage: Eukaryota; Metazoa; Chordata; Mammalia; Primates; Tarsiidae.